This is a messenger RNA of Nerophis ophidion (straightnose pipefish), 1300 nucleotides long. RefSeq names its product family with sequence similarity 50 member A (gene fam50a). NCBI's taxonomy places the organism in Eukaryota, Metazoa, Chordata, Actinopteri, Syngnathiformes, Syngnathidae. The record is from RefSeq and is a predicted model, not a curated record. Gene Ontology annotation, cellular component: nucleus. Gene Ontology annotation, biological process: chromatin organization. The transcript has 13 exons. The coding region runs from base 138 to 1157 and encodes 339 amino acids.
ACCAGCAUGCAUUGCGCGGUCGCCAUUUUUCUUGUUGUGUUGAGUAAACUCUCGCUAGCUGCCGCUUUUAUACAGUCAUUAAUCGUGCUUUUUUGGCUUUUUGGUGUCAUUUUACUUGAAAAAAAAAAGCUGCAAAAAUGGCUCAAUACAAAGGAGCUGCCAGCGAGGCGGGCAGAGCCAUGCAACUGAUGAAAAAACGAGAAAAGGAGAGAGAGCAACUGGAACAACUCAAACAGAAGAUUGCAGAGGACAAUAUGGUCAAGUCUAACAUCGAUAAGAAGUUCUCAGCACACUACGAUGCUGUGGAGGCAGAGUUGAAGUCCAGUACUGUUGGUCUGGUGACACUGAAUGAUAUGAAGGCCAAGCAGGAGGCUCUUGUGAAGGAGCGCGAGAAGCAACUGGCAAAGAAGGAGCAGUCCAAGGAGCUCCAGCUAAAGCUUGAGAAGCAGAAGGAGAAGAAGAGGAAAGAAGAACAGAAGAGGAAAAUUGCCAGUUUGUCAUUCAAUCCGGAAAUCGACGGUGAAGAAGAAGAAGAAGAGGAGGAGGAGGAAGAGGAAGAAGAGGAGGAUGAAGAGGAUUAUGUUCCUGUAAAGAAGAAGAAGCUUGGAAAGAAUCCAGAUGUAGACACAAGUUUUCUUCCUGAUCGAGACAGAGAGGAGGAGGAGAAUCGACUGCGAGAGGAGCUCAGGCAGGAGUGGGAGCUCAAACAGGAGAAGAUCAAGAACGAGGAGAUCGAGAUUACCUUCAGCUACUGGGAUGGAUCCGGCCAUCGAAAGACUGUCAAGAUGAAGAAAGGCAACACCAUGCAGAAUUUUCUGCAGAAGGCCCUAGAAGUCCUAAGAAAGGACUUCAGUGAACUCAGGUCCGCUGGUGUCGAGCAGCUGAUGUACAUCAAGGAAGAUCUGAUAAUCCCACAUCACCAUAGCUUCUAUGACUUCAUUGUGACCAAAGCCAGAGGCAAAUCGGGUCCUCUCUUCAGCUUUGAUGUCCAUGAUGACAUCCGACUGGUCAAUGACGCUACUGUAGAGAAAGAUGAGUCACACGCAGGGAAAGUGGUGCUGAGGAGUUGGUACGAAAAGAACAAGCACAUUUUCCCUGCCAGUCGCUGGGAGCCGUACGACCCAGAGAAGAAAUGGGACAAAUAUACGAUCCGGUGAAACUACAUCAAACGUCUUCUGUAUUGUAACAUAUUUCUUCUGUUUCCUUCUACAAUUGGACCCUUUUAAGUUCAUCAAAAUGCUAACUUAAAUGCUUGUGAUUGAAUGAUGGUUAAUAAAUGUAGUCUGUAAUGACAAUUGGA